Messenger RNA from Heterostelium album PN500, 7143 nucleotides. RefSeq lists its product as uncharacterized. The coding region runs from base 1 to 7143 and encodes 2380 amino acids. NCBI's taxonomy places the organism in Eukaryota, Evosea, Eumycetozoa, Acytosteliales, Acytosteliaceae. The transcript is spliced from 13 exons. The record is from RefSeq and is a predicted model, not a curated record.
AUGUUGAUAAAACUAAACCAUACGAUUUUAAUGAUAUCGGUAUUUGGGAAAGCGAUUAAAAAUUCAACAAGACAAACCAACUUGCCCUAUUUAUUUGGCGUAGGUGAUAAAGCCUAUAUAGGUGAUGGAGUCAAUACAGAAGAAGAGAAACUAUUUAAUAGUAGAUUGUCACUAUUCGCUUGGACGUUGAAAACCUGUUCCCAAGAAAAACUCAUAAACACUCUAUCGAAUUUGACUCAAACUCCUUCAAUGUAUAAUCACAUUGAUUUAUUGAUAUCAUUAAAAGAAUAUGAUAAAACCUUUUUGGUUACUGUCUUCUUUUGGUGUGGUUUGGUUGAUCCAACUCGAAAUGGAGUGAUUUGUGAUUACUGUGUACCAGAGAAGACCUACCUUGAUUUCAGUUCUUUCCAACCGCAUGCCUUUGAGCACGUUAAGAGUGGAGUUCUCCAAUGGGCACAGGGAUUCCCAAAGGUCAGAGUGUCUCUCCAAGGUAAUAGCUCACCAUUGAUGCUUGGUUUCACUCAUCUAUAUUCCAAGCUUCUUUCCAAUCCAAAGUUCUUUAACAUCACUGGAAAUCAAGACAUCAAGUCGUUGAUGCACUCCAGCUGUGGAACUUCGCCAAGCAACAUUACCUUGGAAUUCCUUGAGAAAAGCACCAUGAAUUUUAUUUUCGUUAUAUAUGGUGUGACCUCUGAGUCAUCGGUUGUCAUUGAUGCCUACGAUGCCUAUGGAUAUCCAAUCAAUAUGCUCAACUGGAAGACAUUGGACCAUGGAAUUCUCUCUUCGAGUGAAGCUAUGCAUCCUCCAGCUUUUAGUAUGACACCUGAACAUACAACAAUGAACAUUACAUGGUCUGGUGUUGGAGCCAACAGCUAUGUUGCACUCCAACCAAAUCAAAUGGUUUCAAAGAUUGUAAUUUCCACCAAAGGAAACUAUUGUGAUGUCCCAUGUAAAAGCGUUCUCCACUAUUUUUCUUUAAUUGGAAUUGGUAACUGUACCAACACAACAACAAAUCCACAAAAAUAUGCCAUCGGUUCAAUGGUAUUCCAAGAUGAUAACUCUGAUGGAAUUCACCAACCAAAUGAACUAUACUAUCCAGGAGUCACUGUCCAAUUGCUUCAAUCGGGUCAAAUAAUCAGAACAACAGUGACCGAUUCUAAAGGAAACUACUUGUUUGACAAUUUGGAACAAGGAACCUACUCUAUUCAAUUCACUGUUCCAAUAGGAAAACAAGUAUCACCAACUGGAGUUGGAAAAGAUUCAGUUGUUGAUCCCAAUGGCCAUUCUCAACCAAUUGUACUAUCUCCAAGCACAACUCAACCGAGUAAUGGUGCAUCAAAUGCAACACUUUGGAAUCCAAACAUUAAUAUGGGUCUAAUCAAUGCGGCUCAACCUGUGGACGAUUUUACCAUCACUGGUAAAGUUUGUAAUGAUAUUAAUGGAAACGGUAUUUCAGAGGCGGGAGAAGGAUAUUUCCAAGGAAUUAGAGUCAAUCUUCUUGAUGCAUAUGGAAAUUUGAUUAAAUAUACCGUGUCUACUAGCACUGGUAUGUACAGAUUCGAUAAUAUCAAAUCUGGAAAGUAUCAAGUUCAGUUCGUUCUUCCAAAUGGCUACAAGUUCACUCAUGGUGCCUCAUCUCAAGUCGAUUCAAACGGAAUUGCCAACUUGGUCAUCAACAACGAUACCACUGGUUUAACAAAGACAAUGAUUGCCAAUGCAUGUGUAAUGUUAAUACCAAAGCCACCAACUCUCUUUGCAAUCGGUGACCAUGUCUUUGAAGAUGUUAACAAAGACGGAUUGUAUGACGCCUCUAUUGAUAAAGCUCUGCCAGGUGUUACUGUUAAUCUCUAUAACUCUCAAGGAUUACUCUUGGCAACCACCAAAACAGACGAAAAUGGACUCUACCACUUUGACAGUCUUGAAUCUGGUGAUUACAAUGUUCAUUUCAUUCCUCCAUCAAAUUCAUUCAUAUCAUCACCAACAACAUUACAAUCACCACCUGAUAAGGAUGGAUGGGUUUAUCGAAUUAAAUUGACUCAAGACACUACAAGUCCAACUGGAAAUUAUCCAAACAUCAAAGCACAGUUUGCCAAUUUCAAUAUUGAUGCUGGAUUCUACAAGCAAGUUGUUCCUCCAAAACAGAACUUCACUAUUGGUAAAGUAGUGUUUGAGGAUAUGGAUGGCGAUGGAUUAAGAGACCCAUUAGAGUUAGGUAUUCCUAAUGUUCAUAUUGAAAUCACAGAUGAGAAUGGUAUAUUUGUUAGUGCAAACACCACCGACCUCAAAGGAGAAUGGAGUAUCAGCAAUCUUCCAGCAGGCAAAUACUGUAUGAAGGUUACCAAACCAAGUGAAUAUUCUUCAUUCUCACCAAAGACAACCGAUUCUGUAGUUGAUCAAUCAGGUAAAACAUGUUUCACAUUACUUGAUUCGAAUCCAACAAAAGAAAUCGAUAACCUCAACACUGGUAUUAUUCCAACUUUCUAUCAAGUCACCGGUAAUCUCAAGAAUGAUGUAGAUAAGAGUAAUACAAUGACCGCUGGAGAUGAAUCAUUGAGAGGAGUAUCUGUUGUACUUUUGGACUCAAACGGAAAUGUCAUCGCAACCACAACCACAACACCAAAUGGAGAUUACAAGUUUGAUAAGAUUCUUGCUGGAGAAUAUACUAUUCAUGUUCCUAAAAUUCCUGAUGGAACAAAAUGGACUGAAAAUUCACCAGAUUCAAAAUUCACUGAUGGCAAAGUUGAUAUUGAUUUAUCACCAGGUAAUCAAGGUAUUGUCAACAAUGUCUUGUCAAAUAUGAAUGGUUUAGUUGUACCAUCUCAAACAUUCUCGGCAGGAGGCAGUGUAUUUAUCGACAACAACAAUGACAAAGUGAAAGAUUCGAAUGACCAAGCUAUUCCAGAGAUAACCGUCACCCUAUCAGAUAGAAAUGGAAAUGUACUCCAAACAAUCAAAACAGACAAAGAUGGAAAAUAUGAAUUCAAGGAUUUACCAGGUAGUGACUACUGUAUUGAAAUCAAAACACCUGAGGGUUCAACUUUCACUACUGAUGGAGGUAACAAACAAUGCUUCAAAUUGAAUUCAGAUCAAACAUCUACCGAUUUUGGAAUCAAACCAACUAAAUAUGGAAUCACUGGAACACUCUUUGAAGACACUGAUAAGAAUAAUAAAAUGGAGUUGGAUGACAAGAAACUCGGUGGAAUCGAAGUUCAACUUCUCGAUAAAGAUGGAAAGGUUCUUCAAACUACAACAACCAAAGACGAUGGAACUUACAGCUUCAAUGAUCUUCCAACUGGCAAAUACUCUGUCUCUGUUCCAAAGAUUCCUGAAGGAACAAAAUGGAUGAGUGGAUCAUCAGAUUCUAAAUUCGUCGAUUCUAAAGUUGAUGUUGAUUUAUCACCAGAUAAUCCACAACUUGUCAAUAACAUCUUACCAAACAUCAAUGGUGGAGUAACUCCUCCAGAAUCAACCAAAUAUGGAAUCACUGGAACAUUCUUUGAAGACACUGAUAAGAAUAAUAAAAUGGAGUUGGAUGACAAGAAACUCGGUGGAAUCGAAGUUCAACUUCUCGAUAAAGAUGGAAAGGUUCUUCAAACUACAACAACCAAAGACGAUGGAACUUACAGUUUCAAUGAUCUUCCAACUGGUAAAUACACCGUCUCUGUUCCAAAGAUUCCUGAAGGUACAAAAUGGAUGAGUGGAUCAUCAGAUUCUAAAUUCGUCGAUUCUAAAGUUGAUGUUGAUUUAUCACCAGAUAAUUCACAACUUGUCAAUAACAUCUUGCCAAGCAUUAAUGGUGGAGUAACUCCUCCAGAAUCAACCAAAUAUGGAAUCACUGGAACACUCUUUGAAGACACUGAUUUGAACAAUCAAAUUGGCUUAGAAGAUGUUAAGCUUGUUGGAAUCGAAGUUCAACUUCUAGAUAAAGAUGGAAAGGUUCUUCAAACUACAACAACCAAAGACGAUGGUACUUAUAGCUUCAAUGAUCUUCCGACUGGUAAAUACUCUGUCUCUGUUCCAAAGAUUCCUGAAGGAACAAAAUGGAUGAGUGGAUCAUCAGAUUCUAAGUUUGUCGAUUCUAAAGUUGAUGUUGAUUUAUCACCAGAUAAUCCACAACUUGUCAAUAACAUCUUGCCAAACAUCAAUGGUGGAGUAACUCCUCCAGAAUCAACCAAAUAUGGAAUCACUGGAACACUCUUUGAAGACACUGAUAAGAAUAAUAAAAUGGAGUUGGAUGACAAGAAACUCGGUGGAAUCGAAGUUCAACUUCUCGAUAAAGAUGGAAAGGUUCUUCAAACUACAACAACCAAAGACGAUGGAACUUAUAGCUUCAAUGAUCUUCCAACUGGCAAAUACUCUGUCUCUGUUCCAAAGAUUCCCGAAGGUACAAAAUGGAUGAGUGGAUCAUCAGAUUCUAAGUUCGUCGAUUCUAAAGUUGAUGUUGAUUUAUCACCAGAUAAUCCACAACUUGUCAAUAACAUCUUACCAAACAUCAAUGGUGGAGUAACUCCUCCAGAACCAACCAAAUAUGGAAUCACUGGAACACUCUUUGAAGACACUGAUAAGAAUAAUAAAAUGGAGUUGGAUGACAAGAAACUCGGUGGAAUCGAAGUUCAACUUCUCGAUAAAGAUGGAAAGGUUCUUCAAACUACAACAACCAAAGACGAUGGAACUUACAGUUUCAAUGAUCUUCCAACUGGUAAAUACACCGUCUCUGUUCCAAAGAUUCCUGAAGGUACAAAAUGGAUGAGUGGAUCAUCAGAUUCUAAGUUUGUCGACUCUAAAGUUGAUGUUGAUUUAUCACCAGAUAAUUCACAACUUGUCAAUAACAUCUUACCAAACAUCAAUGGUGGAGUAACUCCUCCAGAAUCAACCAAAUAUGGAAUCACUGGAACACUCUUUGAAGACACUGAUUUGAACAAUCAAAUUGGCUUAGAAGAUGUUAAGCUUGUUGGAAUCGAAGUUCAACUUCUCGAUAAAGAUGGAAAUGUUCUUCAAACUACAACAACCAAAGACGAUGGAACUUACAGCUUCAAUGAUCUUCCAACUGGUAAAUACUCUGUCUCUGUUCCAAAGAUUCCUGAAGGAACAAAAUGGAUGAGUGGAUCAUCAGAUUCUAAAUUCGUCGAUUCUAAAGUUGAUGUUGAUUUAUCACCAGAUAAUCCACAACUUGUCAAUAACAUCUUGCCAAACAUCAAUGGUGGAGUAACUCCUCCAGAAUCAACCAAAUAUGGAAUCACUGGAACAUUCUUUGAAGACACUGAUAAGAAUAAUAAAAUGGAGUUGGAUGACAAGAAACUCGGUGGAAUCGAAGUUCAACUUCUAGAUAAAGAUGGAAAUGUUCUUCAAACUACAACAACCAAAGACGAUGGAACUUACAGUUUCAAUGAUCUUCCAACUGGCAAAUACUCAGUUUUGGUUCCAAAGAUUCCUGAAGGUACAAAAUGGAUGAGUGGAUCAUCAGAUUCUAAGUUUGUCGACUCUAAAGUUGAUGUUGAUUUAUCACCAGAUAAUUCACAACUUGUCAAUAACAUCUUACCAAACAUCAAUGGUGGUGUAGUUCCACCAAGCACAUUUACGAUCAUAUCAUAUGCUUGGCUCGAUAGGAAUAAAGAUGGUCUUAUUAAUGAAAAUUCGAGUUACUUAAGUGGCCUUGAAUUUACAUUAACAGAUUCGAGUGGAAAGGUACUUCAGAAACUCACAACAGAUGCAUCAAAGGGAAAUAAAACCAUUGAAAUUCAUGAUUUGCCAGCAGGAGAAUAUUGUGCAACAAUGAUAGAUCCUACUGGUAAAUUCUCAAAAGAUACUUCUAAUGAAUUUGAUAGCGAUUUUGUUGAAAACAAAUAUUGCUUUAAUCUCAAUGAAGAAACUACGGAUGAAGGUGUUCUAGAUAUCGCUAGUGGAAGAAUAGAUGGCAGAGAUUACUCUAUCAAUGGAUACUCUUGGAUAGAUAAGAAUAAUAAUGGAAAAGAUGAUUCAGGUGAACCUUAUCUAUCCGGUAUCGAAGGAUCUUUGGUUGAUGAGAAUGGUAAUGAAGUAGCCAAGUUUACCACUGACGAUACAAAGAAAAGCGAUGCAAUUGAUAUUAAGGGUUUGAAGGCAGGCUCCUAUUGCCUAAUAAUGAAAGAUCCAACUGGAAAAUAUCAAGAAUCUGGUCCGAACCCCGUUACCCCUCCUGGAAGACAUUGCUUUGAAUUGAAUGAUUUGACAGCUCCUAAACAAAUUUAUAACUUUAUAAAUGGACAAUACCCAACCUACUAUAACCUCACAGGUUACUCAUGGAUUGAUGCAAGCAAUGAUGGAAUUGAUUCAGGCGAAGAGUAUAAAAAACUCUUAAAAUUUUUAACUCUUCUGUAUAGUUAUCUAGGUGACAUGUUAUUCAAACUAUUUGACUCAAAUGAUAAGGAAGUCUAUAGUAAAACAACAGUAGUUAAAGAAACUGACAAAACAAUAUCUAUUCCAUAUUUAGUGCCAGGAAAUUACUGUGCAAUUGUUACCGAUCCAUCUGAUAGAUUUAUUGAUAGCAAAAUUGGAAAGGACAACAAGUUUGAAAACAACAAAUACUGUUUCGAGCUACCAAAAGCAACUACCGAGAGUAAAUCUCCUUACUUCCAGAUAGCAAGUGCCUUUGCUUGGGUAGACAAGAAUGAAAAUGGACAAGAUGAUAGUGGUGAAUUGUAUCUUGCUGGAAUGGAUUUCAAACUUACAAACAACAAGACUGGAGAAGUUAUCUUCGAGAAAACAACAGUCUUCUCAGAAAAAUCCACCACUAUUUCAAUACCAUUCUUACCUGAAGGUGACUAUUGCGCAACUAUGACCGAUCCCAAAGGAAUCUAUGGUGAUACUAAGGUUGGAAAAGACAACAACUUUUUAAGUGACAUUCAAUAUGAAUUAAAGGACUCCUCGGAUAAGGUAAUUUUUACCACAACAACAGACGCCAGUAAGAGAUAUAAGGGAACUACAGUUGAAGGAUUGAAACCCGGACAAUACUGUGCAACAAUGACAGAUCCAACAGGCAAAUAUAAAAACAGUGCUGUAGGAAUACAUAACAAAUUCGUUGACAACAAGUAUUGCUUCACCCUUGAUACAGUAAAUGAGCCAGAUCCAGAAGUAUAUAUUAGAUCUGGUUUCAUUGACGCUUAG